AUGUCCGCAACGUCAACACUACUGCUGCCCGACGGGCGAGUGCCCGUCAAGCGGAUUCCGGAUGAUUGUGAGUGGGAGGCGGCGCUGCCGGCCUUCAACGAUCUGUGGCAGGAGAUGCGGGAGGCCUGCCCGGAGCUGGUGGAGGUACCCAUGGGCGGGCUGAUGGUCCGCGGGCACUACGCGCGCUUCGUCUACGGCGCCCCCGAGGGCGAGCCGGCCCGCUUCCUGGGGCGCGACAAGCUUGAUUUCGACCUCUCGCGGCCCGAGGAUUGUGAUAAGUUCAUUGACCGGGCCGACGUCUUGAAAGAGUCCAUCUGGGCCGAGGGCGAUUGGUGGGAGCAUACCCUGGAAGUGUUGCAGAGGGUGGUACUGGAAGUACGCGGCUAUUAG
This is a messenger RNA of Aspergillus japonicus CBS 114.51, 390 nucleotides long. RefSeq lists its product as uncharacterized. The transcript has a single exon. Bases 1 to 390 code for a protein of 129 amino acids. Lineage: Eukaryota; Fungi; Ascomycota; Eurotiomycetes; Eurotiales; Aspergillaceae. The record is from RefSeq and is a predicted model, not a curated record.